Molecule: messenger RNA, 1975 nt
Organism: Dendroctonus ponderosae (mountain pine beetle)
Lineage: Eukaryota; Metazoa; Arthropoda; Insecta; Coleoptera; Curculionidae
Gene: Fbxl4
Product: F-box/LRR-repeat protein 4
Exons: 11
Coding region: 122-1888 (588 amino acids)
Biological process (GO): SCF-dependent proteasomal ubiquitin-dependent protein catabolic process
Cellular component (GO): SCF ubiquitin ligase complex
Molecular function (GO): protein binding
Source: RefSeq, a predicted model, not a curated record
UACUUGUCUCUGACUUCACUAUUGUUGUGACGUUGAGUCAGAUGAUAGUUAAGGCACCUGAUCUAGACUUGUUUAAUAAAGUAUACGAUACUUUUAAUUUAAAAAUUUAGCCUCUACCGCGAUGGACACCUCGGAGAGGUUCUUCCCAGUGGAAGACGUGUUCAAAAUGCAAUAUCUGGAGCAAUACGUGCAAUCAGUGGUUCAUUACAGUUCGAGAUACAACAAUCAGUUAAACUAUUGUUAUUCGCCCACAAAUCUAUUGGGAAAAUAUGAGAAAUAUCCCUCCUAUGGAGACUUUCCAGAGGCCUAUUUUCUGAGAUCUUAUGGGAAAUGGUGGAGGUAUAGCGGCUCUGCCCAAAAGGAGUACCGGCCUCAAGACUUCGACUUAUUGAACGCAGAAGACUUUGUAACUUUAGAAUUCGGCAGUGCAGUGGUGCCGAGGGAAGUAUUCAUCUACGAAGUCUAUAAUCCGGGCGCUGUGAUCCGAAUCUGGGGCCGUCUGAGUUCGGACACUAAAUGGCAUUUACUUUGGGAAGGCUUUCCGCAAAAGUGUGCGGCAACGUCACGCAAGUUUACGCCACCUCUAAGAAAAAUCAAUUACCUUAUUAAUAUCCUGCGGAUCGAAUUCAAUCAAAGCCAUUUAGACUAUCACACUGCAAUAGACGGAGUCCUGCUUUGUGGAUAUCAGCCGAGGACUAUUAUCAAAUUUGAGCUCAUCAGGCGCGGCUUAACUCAAAACAAGCUGGCGACAUCAAGUAAUUCAGCCACCGUUGGCUAUUGGGAAACAAACCGAAAUUGUGUUACGCUCAACGACAAAUUGGCCUUUGACUACAUCAACUUGCUACCGAACGAAAUUAUUCUAAAGGUAUUUCAAUGCUUGGAUUUAAAAUCGUUGAGUCGCUGCGCUCAAGUGAACAGACGAUGGAACAAAUUAGCUCAAGAUCAAACGCUAUAUCGCAACAUCAGCCUAAAGAUCUAUUGGUAUCUGGUGAACGAACAAACACUGGAUUUCUUCAUCAACAAAAUUCAAAACGUGAAAAAGCUGGAUCUUUCGUGGUGCAAUCAAUACCAAAUAUCCUUCAAUAAAAGACUGGACUAUGACUAUCACUGUAAGAUACUAAGUCUUUUAGAAGAAAGUAGCAGAACAAUCACUCACUUAUCGAUGAACGACAACUACUUUGUGGAUUCAGAUGUGCUUAAUAAAAUAGUAUGCUGCAAAGAACUCACUGAAUUAAGACUCCAUCACACAUUUAACUGGAUCAGAUGGCCAAAAGACCAGCUAACAAAGCUGGUCACAUUAGACCUAAGCAUCACGAACAUUAUCGACGAAGAUCUGAUCCAAAUUCUGAUGGCGAACCCGAAUUUGGAGCAUUUAGUUUUGGAUUUAUGCGAGCAUUUGUUUAUGAUGAACAGUGUGGUGGAGACGGUGACUUUGUUCAACAAAAAGCUGAAAACCUGGAGUUCAUGGAAAACGGAUUCGCUUACAAGCGACGCGGUUCGCAAGUUCAGCCUCUGUUCGAACCUGGAAGAGCUCGAUUUGGGCUGGUGCCUAUUGGACAGUGUCCCUGGGGACUCACUGGCGGAAAUAGCUAAUGGCUGUAAACGUCUAAAGCGGUUGAUUUUAUCACAAUGGCGAGGCGCCACCGAUCAGUCCCUAAUGCCCAUAAUCAUCUCCUGCAAGGAUCUGACUCAGCUCGACUUGAUCGGCAUAAAGAACAUCAGCUCAGAGUUGUGCGAAAAGGCGCUGUUCCGUCUGCCCAAAUUGCGGCUCUUGGACAUCAGCUUUUGCGAUGGAGUAAGGCAGGAGGAGGUAGCCAUUUGGAGACAGCAAUACCCCCACAUAACCAUCCAAAGAAGCUGUGAACAUACCGUCACAGACUACAUGUAGCAGUUACCUAAGUCUAAGGUUAUUUCUGAAUUAUUUUAAGUAUUAUAUGCAUAUAGUAGGUAUCUAAAUAUAUAUACACAGAGUUUA